CAAAAAAAAAGAAAUUAGGGUGUGUUCAGUGGGUUUUAAAUAGAUUAAAUAAAUUAAAUUCACAAGAAUGUCACACUCAUAUAUUCGUCGUAUUUAUCACAUUGUAAUAGCAAGAAUAGUAGUAUUUCGUAUGUGAAAAUGGUUUAUUUCAAUAAAUCAAUGCUAUGCCUGCUCAGUGUUCUAUUCGAGAAAUGUACUCAGAAAGCAUAUUAGUUAAUUACUUAUUUAAUAACUCUUGGAAUAAUGUUUACACAAUAUCUUAAAUACGUUUUUUCCAGCGAUAUCUAACCUGCUGUUAGAAAGUCAGCUGAUAUCUAAUAGCACUAUUCCCCAAGAGAUGUCACAAAAUAUCGCGAAUAUUUCAUUGCUCUCUCAGUUGGUUUUCGUUUAUUCUGCAUUCUCUUUACACCUCUCAUUUACCAGAAUUUGUAAAAACUUAUUAGCACAAAAGCGUAUUUAAUAAAUGUUGGCUUGAAAUAAAACGCAUUACAAAAGCAAUAAAAUGUUGAAAGUUGGUACAGGACAGACAAGGGGAUUGCGGUCCUUUGAAGAAGUAUGGCCGGAAAAACGCCUUAUUGUGCUGAAGCUGUUAAACCAGGAAACUGUUUCCCAAUUAGAAUGGCAAGAACUGUUUUAUGGAGUUCACUUAGUCUGUUUGUGGGACGAAAAAGGUGCAGCAAAAAUUUACGAUUGUUUGCGCGCAGAUAUUGUUGACUUUAUCGUACAUGCCCAGCGAAAGGUUCAAUCACAACGCGGCGAGCAAGCACUGUUAACUACAUACAUAGUUGAAUGGCGUAAAUUCUUUACUCAAUCCAAUUAUCUGCCGUUGCCUUUUCGUCAGCUGGAGCAGUCUCUGCAGUUCAAGGUGCCAACAUCCUCUUCAACGUCAGCAUCCAGUUCCUCUGCGGCAAGUACAAGUGCUAAUGCUGCUUCAACUUCAACCGCCGCCGGUCCUUCCACAUCUGCUGCUGCUGCCGCCGGACCGACAUCAUCCCCCCCGGGUGGCAGCAGUAGUGGUGGUAAUAGUAGUAAAAAAACCAACACUGAUGAGUCCAUUGUGCGAAAACUAAUGCUCGAUUCAUGGAACGAAAAUAUAUUUCGCGAUAUAAAAGAUCGUUUACAAGAAUCUGCAAUGAAAAUUGUUCACGCCGAACGUAGUGGAGAUGCUUAUGAUGCCCAACUUGUAAUUGGCGUACGUGAAAGUUAUGUAAAUCUGUGUUCUAAUCCAGAAGAUAAAUUGCAAAUCUACCGGGAAAACUUUGAAGCGGCUUAUUUAAAAGCGACAUCCGCGUUUUAUCGGCUAAAAACAACCGAACAACAACAAGCAAACGGUGUAUUGGCAUUUAUGAGAUAUGCAGAUGCUAAAUUACGUGAGGAAGAGGCGCGUGCAAAACGAUAUCUUGAACCAAGCAGCUACGCUGUACUAGCUCAAACUUGUGUCAAAGUAUUAGUCGGGGAUCAUAUGAAUACGAUCAUCGCAGAAUGUGCGGCGCUAAUAAAGGAGUAUGAAACAGAAAAACUAAAUCUAAUGUUCCGACUUUUGGAUCGAGUGCAGGAUGGAGUUGAGCCGAUGCUACGUGAUUUGGAGAGCCACAUUGUCACUGCAGGUCUAGCGGAUAUGCUCUCGGCCUCCGAUAUAAUUACACAGGACUCAGAAAAGUAUGUGGAGCGACUACUAGAACUUUUCAAUAAAUUCAGUUCACUUGUAAAAUACGCCUUCAACGAUGAUCCUCGAUUUCUUACAGCUCGUGACAAAGCCUUCAAAACAGUUGUCAAUGACACUAGCGUUUUCAAGCUCGAACUGCCAACUGGUCUGACAAAUCGCGGCGUAAAGUCUGUAGCUCCAGAGAGCAAAUGUCCCGAACUUUUAGCUAAUUAUUGUGACAUGUUACUGCGUCGAACGCCCUUAAGUAAGAAGCUAACUAGUGAGCAAAUAGAUGCAAGAUUGCGCGAUGUUUUACUCGUGCUAAAAUAUGUUAAUAAUAAAGAUGUUUUUAUGCGCUAUCACAAAGUCCAUUUGACUAGAAGAUUAAUACUUAGUACAAGCGCUGAUAGUGAGAAGGAAGAAGAUAUUGUUGAAUGGUUACGCGAGGCUGGUAUGCCAGCCGAUUAUGUGAAUCGCUUAGGUCGCAUGUUCCAAGAUAUUAAGCUCAGCGAAGAUUUAAAUACUCAAUUCCGCAGCUGCACCGGUCGCCAUGACGCUAUUAAUAUAAAGAUUCUCAAUACCGGCGCUUGGGCACGUUGCUCCGAACGUGUCUCAGUUAGUUUGCCACUCGAGUUAGAAGAUUACAUUCCCGAUGUGGAGGAGUUUUAUAAAAAAAAUUUCUGCGGCCGAAAAUUGCAAUGGUAUCAUCACAUGAGUAAUGGUACCAUAACAUUUGUGAAUAAUUUCGGUCGUUACGACUUAGAUGUGACCACAUUCCAAAUGGCUGUACUAUUUGCAUGGAAUCAGCGGCCACAUGAUAAAAUCUCGUAUGAAAAUCUGCGCUUAGCAACUGAGUUGCCAGAUCCCGAACUCAGGCGUACACUUUGGUCGCUUGUGGCAUUUCCUAAGCUGAAAAAGCAAAUUUUACUUAUGGAACCUGCAACGAUAACCACACCAAAAGACUUCUCAGAAAAUACUUUAUUUAGUGUCAAUCAAGAAUUUGCUGUUGUAAAAAAUGGGAAACCGCAGCGAAGAGGAAAAAUGAACAUGAUUGGCCGCUUGCAAUUGAAUACGGAGCGAUCCCAGCAAGAGGACAAUCAAUCUAUUGUACAGUUGCGCAUAUUGCGUACCCAAGAAGCCAUUAUAAAAAUUAUGAAAAUGCGUAAACGCUUAAAUAAUGCAACAUUACAAGCCGAAUUGAUUGAUAUACUUAAGAAUAUGUUCUUGCCAUCGAAAAAAAUGAUUAAAGAACAAUUGGAAUGGUUGAUCGAACACAAGUAUAUGCGACGCGAUGAUGACGAUAUCAACACAUUCAUUUAUGUGGCUUAAAAGCUCAUACUUACUUAUAUCGUUGUUAAUCAGUCUGGGCAGCAUAUAAAAGAGAAGAGUGUAUGUGAUAAGUUGCUGCAAUUCUCUUCUCACUUCUCACUAAACUUCAGUAGCUUAAUGUUUAGUUUCUAAUUUAAGAACCGUAAGUUUAAUAAGCAAUUCAUGAACACAUACCUAAAUAAUAUAUACUAUAACUUUAUAAUAAUUUAAGAUUGAUAGGCUUACGAUAUUUAGUAUAUAGGAAAAUUUGCAAUUUUAAAAAGUUUGUAUGCGCUGAUUAUUAAAUUAUGUCUAUAAUUAAUAUCGAUAGAUUAGAACAAUUUUAAAUUCAUUAGCAUGGACUUCAGUCAUUUUUUUAAUUUAAUGUUCGUUAUCUUUCUUUUUAGUCUUAAUUUCAAAGUUUGACUUUGUUAUUUUAAAAUUUGUUCAAAAUUUUUAUAUUGAAUAUUUUUUUUUAAAUCAAGAGCUAUCAUGUCCACAUAUUAUUAUUAUUGUUAGAAUUCGCAUUAAAAGCUUUUAACCAGAUAACUAAAAUUUAUCUUUUUUUAUCCUUAAUCGUAAUGUGAAUUGAUUGUUAAACAUAUUUGGAUACUCAUAAGCUACACACAAUUUUUAUACAUUACAAUUAUUUUCUUUUUUCCGAAAGAAUUUUACUAAAUCGCAUAAGUAUACACAUUUUGUUCCACAUAUAUAAAUUAAUUCGAGGAGUAAAGUGAAAAUAAAGAUAAUUAUGAUCAUAAAAUACUUUCAAAAACUUAAAAUUUAAUAUAUAUAAAUAUCAGUAUAAUGUAAGGUUACUAUAAAGAAACUAUAAUUUUAAUGAAAUGUUUACCAGCAUUACUUAGAAAAGCUUAUGCAAAUAAAAAAUAUGAAAUAUGAAAACAUUGCAAAAAUAUGCGUUUAGUUAAAAUGGGAUUUUAGAGGAAUUCGGAUAAAAUUAUGAUAUGGGACGAGAAUUAUUCAUUGUGACUGCACUAAAAAAUAAAAAAAAAAAAUAUUUCGAAUAGAACUACCUAAAACACUAUUACUUGAUUUGUAGCACAAUUAAAUCAAAAUUCCCGCAAAUGAAUCGCCAAGAGGAGCUAACGUGUUUUAAUCAUGUUACCGAUUAUCAAGAGAAUUCCCAUGUUAAUCCUUUUAUGUAAAAGUAGUUUUUUGGCACAUUUCAACGCCGUCUCGUCGCUGGACUCGUAACUGAAAAUUUACGAUAUUCGCAUAGGAAUGUAGAAAAAUUACGUAUAGUCUUAAGAAGAUUUCUUUACUUAUGAGCAUUAUUAAAGUACAUUCGCUUAACAUCUAAUUAUUACAUUUAUUAUUUCCAUCUUAAAAUCUAGCUUGCUGUCUAAAGACGCCUUGUCAAUUUUAAUUGUACGUAACAAAAUUUUAAAGAUACAUACAUAGAUAGAUAAGUAUUAUAUUUAUUUACGAACAUCUGUAAUCAAAUAGUAAUUCGUAUGAAUUUCGUACGGUAGAAAAUUUAUUAUAUUUAUCAGUUUGCGUAAUUUAAGAUCUUACAUCAAAUUUGAGUCGACAAAGAGUUACGGAAGACGUAACAUAAAGAGAGGCGCAUAAUGGCGUACAAAACAUCAGAAAUGCAAAAAAAAA
Ceratitis capitata (Mediterranean fruit fly) is the source of this 4579-nucleotide messenger RNA. It is a transcript of the gene Cul5, whose product is annotated as cullin-5. Bases 503 to 2974 code for a protein of 823 amino acids. The transcript has 7 exons. Gene Ontology annotation, molecular function: ubiquitin protein ligase binding. Gene Ontology annotation, biological process: SCF-dependent proteasomal ubiquitin-dependent protein catabolic process; protein ubiquitination. The record is from RefSeq and is a predicted model, not a curated record. Lineage: Eukaryota; Metazoa; Arthropoda; Insecta; Diptera; Tephritidae. Gene Ontology annotation, cellular component: Cul5-RING ubiquitin ligase complex; SCF ubiquitin ligase complex.